Messenger RNA from Gaeumannomyces tritici R3-111a-1, 7577 nucleotides. RefSeq lists its product as hypothetical. Lineage: Eukaryota; Fungi; Ascomycota; Sordariomycetes; Magnaporthales; Magnaporthaceae. The record is from RefSeq and is a predicted model, not a curated record. Gene Ontology annotation, biological process: fatty acid biosynthetic process; secondary metabolite biosynthetic process. Gene Ontology annotation, molecular function: fatty acid synthase activity; 3-oxoacyl-[acyl-carrier-protein] synthase activity; phosphopantetheine binding. The transcript is spliced from 4 exons. Bases 258 to 6764 code for a protein of 2168 amino acids.
ACGGGCAGGCCCCACCUGCUUUGGGCGUGGACGCAGGUGGUUAGAUGUGCCCUGGUAUCGAUGGAUGAUAUGACAUCUCGGAUGGUAUUUUUGGCCCGCCCUGACCCGGGUUGCCGAUCCAGUCCGACAGGUCUCAUACAGAUAUAUAAGCUUCGUCGACGGCUUCUCACCAGAGGCAGUUUACCCAAGCCUUAGCAUCCCAUCCAAGGUUCACAACCACACAUCCACGAGAGAUUCCAGCCAAUUCAUCCCUCACAAUGGAGAAGCUGCUGGUUUUCCUUCUCUUCGGAGACCAGUCUCUCGACACCCACGGGUUCCUUGCCGACUUCUACCGGCGUGAGGACCAGGGCAUCCUGGCCAAGGCCUUCCUCGACCAGGCCGGCGAGGCUCUGAGAUCCGAGGUCGACAGACUACCAAGGCUGGAGCGGUCGAAGCUGCCAAUCUUCCGCAACCUCCGCCAACUCAACGAGCGCUAUCAUUCACAAGUGCUCAAGCACUCGGGCAUCGACAGCGCCCUCCUUGCCAUCUCACAGCUCGUCGACUACAUCGACCAUGCGGAGAAGCACUACGAAGAUGUCACGCAACACGAGAACACGCACCUUGUGGGCUUGUGCUCGGGCCUGUUCGCAGCCUCGGCAAUCGCUUCGACAACAUCCGUGUCCAGCCUCGUCCCGCUAGCCGUCCAGACCGUCCUGAUGGCAUUCAGGACGGGCUCUCAGGUGGCCGCCCUGGCCGAGAGGUUAGAGCCAAGCACGGACUGCUCCGAGAGCUGGACUUGCAUCGUCCCGGGUCUCACCGAGGAAGCCGCCCAGGCGGAGAUUUCGGAGUUCCACAGCACGCAGGCCAUCUCGCCGGCCAGCCGGGCUUGGGUAAGCGCCACGUCGACGGCGAACUGCGCCAUUUCGGGUCCGCCAUCGACGCUGAAGGCGUUCCGGGCUGCAUCCACGUACGCAUCCAAGGCCACAUCCAUCCCGGUCUAUGGCCCGUACCACGCAGCACAUCUCCACCGCCCCGCCGACGUCGAGAGCAUCCUGCAGCUCGACAGCCCCGCAGUGGUCGACGCCUUUGUCAACACGAAGCCGCGGUCAAAGGUCAUGUCAUGCGAGAGCGGCACCUGGCUCGACGUCUCGAGCACCAAGGCACUUUUCACCUCGGUGGUGACCGAGAUCCUCACGCAGCCUCUUCGGUUCCGCAAGGUCCUUGACGGCUGCUUGCAGCAGGCCCGCGACUUCACGGGCAAGGCUUCGCUCAUCAUUCCCUUCGGGCCGACACAGCAUGCGGCCACUCUUGCCAACCUCCUCAAGGAGAACACGGAGCUUGAGGUGACUCUGCGCCAAGCCGCGCAAAUAUCGAGGGAGAGCCAGACGCCCAUUGGCAACCAUGGGUCGACAGGCCGGUGCAAGCUUGCCAUUGUCGGCAUGUCUGGUGUGUUCCCCGACGCGGCGGACCACGAGAAGCUGUGGGAUCUGCUGUGCAAGGGCCUCGAUGUCCACCGCGAGGUGCCCCCGGAACGGUUCCCUGUCGCCACUCACGUCGACCCCACCGGCAAGGCUGUCAACACUAGUCACACACCCUACGGCUGCUGGAUCGAGAAUCCGGGCAUGUUCGACCCGCGCUUCUUCAACAUGUCGCCCCGCGAGGCUUUCCAGACCGACCCCAUGCAGAGGAUGGCCCUGACGACGGCCUACAAGGCCCUGGAGAUGAGCGGCUACGUUCCCAACAGGACGCCCUCGACGCGGCUGGACCGUAUCGGAACCUUCUACGGUCAGACCUCGGACGACUGGCGUGAGAUCAACGCGGCGCAGACGGUCGACACCUACUACAUCACGGGUGGUGUCCGUGCCUUCGGCCCCGGCAGGAUCAACUACCACUUCGGCUUCAGCGGGCCGAGUCUGAACAUUGACACGGCCUGCUCGUCCAGCGCCGCCGCCAUGAACGUCGCCUGCUCGUCUCUCUGGGCCCGUGACUGCGACACGGCGAUUGUCGGUGGUCUGUCGUGCAUGACCAACUCGGACAUUUUCGCCGGUCUCAGUCGUGGCCAGUUCCUGUCCAAGAAGGGUCCCUGCGCCACCUUCGACAACGAGGCCGACGGCUACUGCCGUGGUGACGGUUGCGCCUCGGUCAUUGUCAAGAGGCUUGAGGAUGCCGUCGCGGACAACGACCGUGUUCUGGCCGUCAUCCUGGGCACAGCCACCAACCACUCGGCUGAUGCCAUCUCUAUCACACACCCCCACGGGCCUACCCAGUCCAUACUUUCCUCGGCCAUUCUCGACGAGGCCGGCGUGGACCCGCUCGAUGUCGACUACGUCGAGAUGCACGGCACCGGCACACAGGCCGGCGACGGCACCGAAAUGGUGUCGGUCACUGACGUCUUUGCGCCGGCCAGCAGGAAGCGGCCGGCCGAUCGUCCCCUCUACCUCGGCGCCGUCAAGGCAAAUCUGGGCCACGGUGAGGCUGCAUCGGGUAUCACUGCGCUGUGCAAGGUGUUGCUCAUGCUCCAGAACAACGCGAUCCCGCCGCACGUCGGUAUCAAGAAGGGCUCCGUCAUCAACAAGACCUUCCCCAAGGAUCUUGCCGAGCGCAAUGUCAACAUUGCCUUCCACAUGACCCCCUUCAAGAGGCGAGACGGCAAAUUGCGCCGCGUCUUCAUCAACAACUUCAGCGCUGCCGGUGGCAACACGGGCCUGCUUCUGGAGGAUGCUCCCAUUCUUUCACCGGCCACCCCGGACCCGCGCAGCGUCCACGUUGUUACCAUCACGGGCAAGUCCAAGACCUCGAUGCUCAACAACGCCGAGCGCAUGGUCUCGUGGAUCGACAAGCACCCAGACACCCCGCUGUCGCACCUCGCCUACACCACCACUGCUCGCCGCCAGCAGCACUACUGGCGCAUGAACGUGGCGGCGAGCGACCUGGCCGAGGCCCAGCAGCUUCUGCGCGCUCGCCUCCAGGAGAACUUCGUCCCCGUUUCGUCGGAGCAGCCCAAGGUUGCUUUCCUGUUCACGGGCCAGGGCUCGCACUACGCCGGCCUCGGCAAGGAGCUGUACGCCAACCACUCGGUGUUCCACCAGAGCAUCAACGAGUUCGAUCACAUUGCCCAGAUCCACGGCUUCCCCUCGUUCAUGCCGCUCAUUGACGGCAGCGAGCCGGAUGUGUCCAAGCUGUCACCUGUCGUGGUUCAGCUUGGUCUGGCCUGCUUCGAGAUGGCUCUUGCUCGCCUCUGGAUUUCCUGGGACGUCAAGCCCUCGGCCGUCCUUGGCCACAGCCUCGGCGAGUACGCCGCACUGAACGUGGCUGGCGUUCUGUCUGCGAGCGACGCCAUCUACCUGGUCGGAGUUCGUGCUCAGCUCCUUGUAGAGAAGUGCACUGCCGGCACCCACGCCAUGCUGGCCGUCCAGGGCGCCGUUUCCGUUGUCCAGGAUGCCCUCGGCGACAAGGCCGCCACCACCAACGUGGCUUGCAUCAACGGCCCGCGCGAGACCGUUCUCAGCGGAGAGGCUGGCGAAAUGGCCGAGAUUGCCCAGCAGCUGACGGCAGCGGGCUUCAAGUGCACCCAGCUGAAGGUUCCCUUCGCAUUCCACUCGGCCCAGGUCGACACCAUCCUGGAUGAGUUCGAGACGCUUGCACGCUCGGUGCGCUUCAGCCUCCCCAAGGUGCCGAUCAUCUCUCCCCUGCUGGGCAAGCUUGUCGAGAACGAGCCCAUCAAUCCCAAGUACUUGCGCGAUCACGCUCGCGAGGCCGUCAACUUCCUUGGAGGCCUCGUCUCUGCUCAACAGUCUGGCACCAUUGACGAGACGACGGCCUGGAUCGAGGUUGGCCCUCACCCCGUCUGCUCCAACAUGGUCAAGGCCGCCUUUGGGGCCUCCACAGUUGCUGUUCCCACUCUCCGCCGCAACGAGCCGUCGCUGUACAAGACGCUCAGCGCCAGCCUGUGCACGCUGCACACUGCCGGUCUCAAGAUCGACUGGAAUGAGUUUCACAACGACUUCAUCUCGUCCGUCAGGAACCUCGACACUCCGGCUUAUGCCUUUGACGAGAAGAACUACUGGAUCCAGUACGAAGGCGACUGGAGUCUCAUCAAGAACCGCGGCUUCAACAAGGCGCUCCCCCCGGCCACCGUGGUCAAGCCCAAGCUGGAGACGACGACGGUCCACAAGGUGCUCAGUGAGGAGGUCAAGGGUGAUGUCUCCAUCGUCGAGAUCGAGACCAACCUGUCCAGGGAGGACAUCCGCGGCGUCGUGACUGGCCAUCUUGUCAACGGCGCCCCUCUGUGCCCUUCGUCACUGUACGCCGAUAUGGCCAUCACCGUCUGCGACUACGCCUACAAGCUGGUCAAGCCAGAUGCCAAGAAUCUUGGUGUAAACGUCAGCCACAUGGAGGUGCCCAAGACGCUCAUCUUUGACGAGAACCUCGAGGCCCACGUCCUGAGGAUGACGACCACGGUCAACACGGCCACCAACAGUGCCGAGGUGGUCUACCACACAGGCGAGGGUGCCAAGCGCAUCGGCCAUGCCAACUGCAAGGUCUUGUUUGGCAACACUGAGGACUGGCAAGGCGAGUUCGACCGCGUCUCGUACCUCAUCAAGUCGCGCAUCGACAGCCUCAUUGCCGCCGAGAAGGAGGGCAAGGCUUCCAAGAUUGGCCGUGGACUGGCCUACAAGCUGUUCAAUGCCCUGGUCGACUACAACCCCCGCUACCGCGGCAUGGAGGAGGUGACGCUCGACAGUGACACGUGCGAGGCCACCGCCAAGAUCAAGUUCCAGACCUCAGAGCAGGAUGGGAAAUUCGUCUUCAGCCCCUACUGGAUUGACAGCCUGUGCCACAUCUCGGGCUUCAUCGUCAAUGGCACAGACGCUAUCGACUCUCGCGACCAGGUGUUCAUCUCGCACGGUUGGGGCGCCAUGAAGUUCACCGAGCUUCCCGUCGCCACCAAGGAGUACCGCAGCUACGUGCGCAUGCAACCCGUCAGGGGUUCCAAGGUGUACGCCGGCGAUGUCUAUGUCUACGACGGCGACAAGAUCAUCGGCAUGUGUGGCGAACUCAAGUUCCAGUGCAUCCCGCGCAAGGUCCUCAACAUGAUGAUGCCGCCCCGCGGCGCUGCUGCCGUCGGCGCUCCCGCUGCCCGCCCCAUUGCCGCCGCUGCCCGCCCUGCUACCAAGGCCGCCCCCGCCAAGAAGUCCAAGGGUGUCACGCCCAAGACCAUCGCCAAGGUCAACCAGAAGCUGGCCACGGUCGUCUCACAGGUGCUUGACAUCCUGGCUCAGGAGGUUGGCGUCAGCCACGAUGAGCUCGCGGACAACAUUGCAUUCACCGAUCUUGGUGUGGACUCGCUGAUGUCGCUCACUGUGAGCGGCCGCAUCCGCGAGGACAUGGACCUGAACAUCGACUCUCACGCCUUCGUCGACCACCCGACCAUCGGUGCCUUCAAGGACUUCCUGGCCCAGUUCGAGGGCCCUCCGGGUCCUUCCGAGGAUAGCUCCAGCUCGGCCUCGUCUGACUCUGGAGACCUCGAGACCGACUCGGAUGUCACCACCCCUGCCGACGAGAGCGAGACGGGCUCGCUCAAGGGUGACAAGUCGGCCGGCGCCGAGGUGUCCAACAACGACGCUCUCCGCGAGGCCGUCCGCAACACCAUCGCCACUGAGAUGGGGAUGGAGGUCGACGAGAUUAUCGCCGCCCCCGAUCUGGCCAAUCUCGGCAUGGACUCGCUCAUGAGCCUGCAGAUUCUCGGGACUCUGCGGGAGCGCACAGGCAUGGACAUCUCGGCGGACCUGUUCGUCAACAACUCGUCGCUCAAGGACGUGGAGCGCGCCCUCGGCAUCAGCGCUGUCCCCAAGCCCGUGCCCCAGGCCGCCCCCGCCAAGGCCCACAAGGUCAAGGCCGAGAAGGUCAGGCCCCUGCCGCCGACCACGGCCAUCCCGCCCUCGCAGGUGACGGCCUCCAUCGUCAAGCCGCCUCCGCCGAAGGAGAUUGUAGACAACUACCCGCACCGCAAGGCCACCUCGGUGCUCUUGCAGGGCAGCCACAGGACCGCGACGCACAACCUCUUCAUGGUGCCCGAUGGCAGCGGUUGUGCCACCUCGUAUACCGAGAUCUCCGAGAUCGGCCAGGACUGGGCCGUCUGGGGGCUCUUCUCGCCCUUCAUGAAGACUCCCGACGAGUACAACUGCGGCGUCUACGGCAUGGCGGCCAAGUUCAUCGAGGAGAUGAGGCGCCGUCAGCCCGCCGGCCCCUACAGCCUGGCCGGCUGGUCCGCUGGUGGUGUCAUCGCCUAUGAGAUCGUGAACCAGCUGACCAAGGUGGGCGAGUCGGUGUCCAACCUCAUCAUCAUCGACGCGCCCUGCCCCAUCACCAUCGAGCCGCUGCCUCGCUCGCUCCACGCGUGGUUCGCCGAGAUCGGCCUUCUGGGUGACGGCGACGAGACCAAGAUACCGGAUUGGCUGCUCCCCCACUUCGCGGCCUCGGUCACGGCCCUGUCCAACUACACGGCCGAGCCGAUCCCCAAGGACAAGUGCCCCAAGGUCAUGGCCAUCUGGUGCGAGGACGGCGUCUGCCACCUGCCCACCGACCCGCGCCCGGACCCUUACCCCACCGGCCACGCGCUGUUCCUACUCGACAACAGGGUCGACUUUGGCCCCAACCGCUGGGAUGAGUACCUCGACGUCGGAAAGAUGACUAUGAGGCACAUGCCCGGAAACCACUUUUCCAUGAUGCAUGGUUCUUUUGCCAAGCAGCUGGGCUCGUUCAUGCGCGAGGCCCUGUGCUGAGAAGGCGAGGAGGAUGGGAGCGCGACGGUGGUAUCAGCAACAACAGCAGACCCCAGACUCGUCGUGUCGCACAACGACGCUCCUUUGUCACCUCUUUUGUUUUUUGUCCUUGCACUACUGCAGACUUUCCUUGGUAUCCUCUCACGACUACUACCGAGCCCUCUCCUGAGCCGUCAUCUCAGAGGGCUCCGGCAUCAUCUCGAUUCUCACCAUCACCGCCACCACCAUCAGCGCCCGGCGCUGGAAAUGACAUGGCACAGCGUUUUGUGUGUGCGGCUCUUUGCCCUGCGUCUUUAUCGUUUCCUUCAGACUUUUGGAACAUGGCAAGGGGGCGUUCCUGCUAUUUUUGCUUCUCUUGCUCGACGGUUCACAUCUUACUAAUUCUGCUGCACCUCUCUUGUUGUUGCUUUUUUUGUUGCUCCUUUUCCUCCGCAUGAUCUCUUUGGCUUGCUUGUUGCCUGCGCUUUUACACCCAUCGGGGUAUGACAAUUGCUUUAGAUCUGAUUUACUCGACUGCUCGGAUGUCUAAUUGGUUUUUGUUUUGCAAAUCCUUGCGUGUUCAUUCCGUUUCUCUAUUUCUUCCAUGUCCAUCUCACUCGCCUGCCUCUAAUAUCCCCCUUGGGUCCACCUGGACGCUUCCAUUCCUUUCGAAACGCGGCCCUCAUGAUAUCGACCAGAGUUCUGUACUCAGACUUCUUUGUUGCUUGGGUUUUAUAAUGCCUUGUUUUGGACGCUCAAGAUGGUAAAGACUGAAAAUAGUUUGGGUUUUCUUAUCUCCUCGCACUAGCUAAUCAAUCACGAGUUCAAACCACA